Thlaspi arvense is the source of this 264-nucleotide messenger RNA. NCBI's taxonomy places the organism in Eukaryota, Viridiplantae, Streptophyta, Magnoliopsida, Brassicales, Brassicaceae. The record is from the annotation of a GenBank genome assembly.
AUGCAUGAUCUAAAAAUGGGAAAAUGGAGUGCAACAGUAGUGUUAAUGAUGUUGGUGAUUGUUGCGGCGGUCACGGUUGAAGCAAAACAAAAAAAAAAGAUUGGAUUAAGUGUUUUCCUGAAUGGUCAGAUUCAAAACAUUGUAGCAAUGACGACGAUAAUUGUCUUUAAAACUGCAAAAUCAAAUGUGGUGGCCCAAACCCACCUCAUGGUCUCUCUCCCCCUCCACGAAGCUGGCAUCAGUAGAAGAUCGUGGAAUGCAUAA